Messenger RNA from Drosophila miranda, 1184 nucleotides. Its product is annotated as metallo-beta-lactamase domain-containing protein 1. The record is from RefSeq and is a predicted model, not a curated record. Lineage: Eukaryota; Metazoa; Arthropoda; Insecta; Diptera; Drosophilidae. The transcript has 2 exons. Bases 312 to 1037 code for a protein of 241 amino acids.
CUUUAAAAUAUUGUUGAAAUAUUGAAAAUAAUAUUAAAUGCACCGCUCCGCCACCGACACGUUUAGGGCGUGCGCAUCGCCCACAUCCUUGAAGAGUAUCCGCUCGUCGUCGUGGUUCCAUUCCCCUCGCUGUACUCGGUCGAGAUGCGGCCAAUGUGCUCCUUUCGAGAGAACAGCACGAAGGCGGCAGGCACCACACAGGUCCGCUUGUCGGUGGCCAGCGCACAGUCGAUGGACAUAGUCGCGGGGCCGGAACUUGUCGGUUUUUCCAUCGCACCAGACGCCAGAAUCCUGAAGACGCCGGUGUCCAGAUGCCGUUUUCGGACGAACAGCUGUUCCACCUCCACCCCCAGUCCAGACAAAUGACGGCACCGGCGAAAAACCAGGUAAUUGUGCUCCAGCCUGGUUACUCCCACGAGGAUGAAAAUGAUAAGACUGCCAUGAGAGCGAACUGCACCUGCACGCUGAUCCGCUGCAGAGACGGCCAAAAUAUCAUCGUGGACACUAUGACAGCUUGGGACGGCGACCUGUUGCAAUCUCUGCUGAGGCACCAAGGUCUGGAAGUCGAGGACAUACAUGUUGUCGUCUGUACCCACGGACACUCUGAUCACAUUGGAUGCAAUUACUUGUUUAAGACGGCGCGCAUUCAUAUGGUAGGAGCUUGUACCUCCAACCGGAAUCUAUACUUCGACCAUCUUUCCAGCGGCGACGUAAACGAGGAAAAACAAUUGGAUACAAAUGGCGAGGUUGUGGUCAAGCGGACACCUGGGCAUACGCUUAGCUGUGUUUCUGUAAUCGUGCAAAGCACUCAGCUUGGCGGCACGGUUGGUAUUGCUGGAGAUCUCUUCGAGCGCCGGGAGGAUGUGGAGGAUGACAGCAUUUGGAGGAACGCUGGCAGCGAGGAUGAAAACAGUCAGCGCGUGGAGCGAAGCAAAAUGAGUCUUUUGUGUGAUCACAUUGUGCCAGGACAUGGACCGAUGUUUCCGUUGACUACCGAAAUGCGCCUAAAGUUAAAACGAGACGCGGAAUUACUUUAAUUAGAUAAAUCGUAACUAAAAAAAUCAAUUUGGAACAAGUUGGCAGUUUCACCGAUAGUUUUGCAGUCCAAUGACCCAUCACUAAUUCGAGUGAAUUUGCAUUAAAUUUAGAUUUAAAAAUUUGUUUAACAAACAAAACGAACCAUA